Messenger RNA from Nezara viridula (southern green stink bug), 655 nucleotides. NCBI's taxonomy places the organism in Eukaryota, Metazoa, Arthropoda, Insecta, Hemiptera, Pentatomidae. The record is from the annotation of a GenBank genome assembly.
AUGUUUAUCUUAGAAUGUCUUUGAAUCAAUGGGAGGCCAAUUCAUACGGCCAAAUCUAAGAAGCUGGAAGCCUACAGGUACUCUUUACCACUGAGGGUGGAGUAUUCUGUAGAAGAGCUGCGAAAGAUUCUUCGACUCACUGGAUGGCCGAAGAUUUUUCUCAGUGGACUGAACGAUUCGCUCUCUGGAGGACCUGGCAGGCCAUCUACUGAAAAUACUUCGAUCUCAUCUUCCUUCGAAUCUUCUGUUACAACGCAAUGUCUUUUCGAGUUUGAGUGGCUUCGAGGGAAAGGGUCGGUUUGGGGAGAAGAAAAUCCGGGAAAAGGAGAAAGAUACUGGGAUGAAGCGUUCCGGUUGGAGGUUGAGGACUUGAAGGUCGUUGAUGACUAUGGACUCCUUCUCUGUAUGGACCGAGUACCGAAGAGUCAGAUUCGGGUCCUUUCAAUCAUCCCGCAAGAGCGAGGGCCGCUCUCUGCUCGCGAGGGAUGAGAUGGAUUUUAGAAGAUGGCUUGCUCGGUCCUCAAGAGGGAAGAUCGUUUUAUUGGCCAGGAAGAGUUUUUUGUCGUCCAGUGACUUUUUUGUCUUAGAAUCUUCUCGAGUUACCUCCGCAGAAUAUCACCCUUUGUGGUCCAGAGAUACAUAUCUUACGACUUAA